Paramecium sonneborni is the source of this 1740-nucleotide messenger RNA. The record is from the annotation of a GenBank genome assembly. Lineage: Eukaryota; Ciliophora; Oligohymenophorea; Peniculida; Parameciidae.
AUGCAAAAUAAUAAAUAUAGUCUUUCUCAAAAAGAUAUAAACACAAAACCUUAAGUUAUUUAAUAACAAUCUAAUAUGGCAGCUAGUAUAAUUAAGAAUUUUAAAAAAGUAAAUAAUCAUUAUUUUAUCUAGAGUGAUUUUUAUCCAUCCGAUUAGUAGAAAAAUGUAAGUAAUAAACUUGAACAGGGUUAAUAGAUCUUUUAAAUUAUCUUAGAAAAAUAACCAUCUAAAUAAGGAUAAAUGGAUAUGUUAAAAGUUGAAAGAAAUUCUAAAUUAUAAUAAUUUGAAAUACAAGAUAAGAAAAUAGAAAAGUAAUAAUCUGAAUUAGAAUAACUUAAUAUAUUAAAUGAAAAAAUUGAAAAAAUAUAAUUCAAAUUAGACUAAUUAGAUGCAAUAGAUAAGAAAAUAUAAAAACAAUAAUCAAAAUUAGAAUAACUUGAAAUAUUAAAUGAAAAAGUUCAAAAAUAAUAAUUCAAAUUAGACUAAUUAGAUGCAAUAGAUAAGAAAAUAUAAAAACAAUAAUCAAAAUUAGAAUAACUUGAAAUAUUAAAUGAAAAAGUUCAAAAAUAAUAAUUCAAAUUAGACUAAUUAGAUAUAUUAAAUGAGAAAAUAUAAAAACAAUAAUCAAAAUUAGAAUAACUUGAAAUAUUAAAUGAAAAAAUUCAAAAAUAAUAAUUCAAAUUAGACUAAUUAGAUAUAUUAAAUGAGAAAAUAUAAAAACAAUAUUCAAAAUUAGAAUAACUUGAUACAUUAAAUGAAAAAAUUCAAAAAUAAUAAUUCAAAUUAGAUUAAUUAGAUACAAUAGAUAAGAAAAUAUAAAAACAAUAAUUUAAAUUGGAAUAAAUAGAAUUGUAAUAAUCUAAAUUAGAAUAAGUAGAAAUUUAAUACAAGAAAAUAGAAAAAUAAUCAUCUAAAUUAGACUAAUUAGAUCUAUUAAAUGAGAAAAUAGAAAAGUACUAAUCUAAAUUAGAAUAACUUGAUAAAUUAAAUGAAAAAAUUGAAAAAUAGAGAUCUAAAUUAGAAUAAUUAGAAUAAUAAUCCAAAUUAGAAUAAUAAUCCAAAUUAGAAUAAUUAGAAAUAUUAAAUAGGAAAAUAGAAAAAUAAUAAUCCAAAUUAGAAAAAUUAGAUAAGAAAAUAGAAAAUUAAGAUUAAUCUGAGUUUUAAGAGUAAAUAUAGAAAUUUAUUAAAAACAACAAUUAUGCUCAUGAGACUUGGAUAAAAUCAUCAGAAAAAAUUGAAAAAGUUUAUUAAACUAUUGAAGAAUAGAUUUAGGAACUUGAUAUGUUUAAGUAAGGCGUAGCAUUAAAAAUUAUUGAGUAUAAUACUAACUUAAAUUAAAAUGUUAGUGAUUAUUUUAGAGAUUUGUAAUAACAAAUUUUAAUAACUCAAAAUUAAACUGAUUAGAAUCUAUUCAAUCUAAAUCAAUAUGAAGAAAAAUUAAGAUUAUUUUGUGAAGAACUACAAAAAAAUUUUAAUUUUUAGGAUCAAUCAAUGUAAAAUUUUAAUUAUAAUUAACCACAAAAUUUCUCAUCAAAUUUCUAAUAAAUACUGCCAUAAUAAGCUAAUUUCAAUAAUACAUAAUAUCAACAGCCAUAGUCAUAGUCUUUCAAUAAUUCAGCUCUUUAAAAUGAUUUUUAUCCACCACCUCAAUAAAUGCCAUAUAAUUUGGAUUAACCAGGACAAAUUCAAGGAAAAUCCAAAAUUAAAUUAAUAUCACAAACUUAAGGCUAAAUACCUUGA